Rhodotorula graminis WP1 is the source of this 1242-nucleotide messenger RNA. RefSeq lists its product as uncharacterized. Lineage: Eukaryota; Fungi; Basidiomycota; Microbotryomycetes; Sporidiobolales; Sporidiobolaceae. Gene Ontology annotation, cellular component: cytosol; nucleoplasm. The record is from RefSeq and is a predicted model, not a curated record. Gene Ontology annotation, molecular function: ubiquitin binding; polyubiquitin modification-dependent protein binding; damaged DNA binding. The transcript is spliced from 8 exons. Bases 1 to 1242 code for a protein of 413 amino acids. Gene Ontology annotation, biological process: nucleotide-excision repair; proteasome-mediated ubiquitin-dependent protein catabolic process.
AUGGUCAAGAUCCAGUUCAAAACGCUGCAGCAGAAGCAGUUCUUCAUCGAGGCCGAGCCUACCGAGACGGUGGCAGACCUCAAGAAGAAGAUCGAGGCCGACCAGGGCUUCCCCGUCGACAACCAGAAGAUCAUCUUCUCUGGCAAGGUCCUCCCGGACGACAAGACGGUCGCCGAUGCCAACUUCAAGCCCAAGGACUUCUGCGUCGUCAUGGUCACCAAGCCCAAGGCCGCCCCGGCUGCCGCCGCCGCACCUGCCGCUUCCGCCCCUGCACCCGCCACCUCUGCUCCUGCGCCCACACCCGCCGCCGUCCCGCAAACCCCUGCCCAGCCGACCGCGACGCCGGUCGCGCCCAACGCGCCCGGCCCUGCGCCUGCCGCCGCCGCACCCGCCGCGACCGAGGCCGAGACGCCUGCGCCCGCCAACGUGCCGUCCGGCGACUCGUCGACGUCGUUCAUCGCCGGCUCGGCCCUCGAGACGAGCGUCAACGAGAUGGUCGCCAUGGGCUUCCCGAGGGAGCAGGUCCAGCGGGCGAUGCGCGCGAGCUUCAACAAUCCGCACCGUGCCGUCGAGUACCUCAUGACUGGCAUCCCCGAGACGGCGCCCGAGCCCGCACCGGCACCCGCGGCCGCCAACCCGCCGGGUACCCCGUCCCCCGCCGCCGGCAACGCCGCUCCUCUCGCCGCUACUCCUGCUCCUGCUGCCGCCGCCGCCACGACCAACGCGCCGCGCAACCUGUUCGAGGCCGCCGCCGCUGCGCGCUCGGCACCUCAGCAGCCCGCAGCUGCUGCCGCCGGCGCCGGCGCCGGUGCGGGCGCCAACUCGGGCGAGCUUGGCCAGCUGCGCAACGCGCCCAUCAUGGGCCAGCUCCGCGCGCUUGUGCAGCAGAACCCGGCGCUCCUGCAGCCGUUCCUGCAGCAGCUCGGCGCGAGCAACCCGGAGCUCUUGACGCUCAUCGAGCGCAACCAGCAGGAGUUUGUCGAGUUCCUGCAGGAGGGCGUCGAGGAGGGCGAGGGCGUCGACGCGCUCAUGGACCAGUUCGGCGACGACGAGGGCGGUGCCGGCGGCGCGGGCGGCGAGCAGUACAUCCAGGUGACCGAGGAGGAGCGCGCCGCCAUCGAGCGCCUCGUCGGCAUGGGUUUCGACCGCCAGCUCGUCAUCCAGGCCUUUAUCGCGUGCGACAAGAACGAGGAGCUCGCGGCGAAUUACCUCCUCGAGCACGGCUUCGACUUUGACGACUGA